GGGGUGCUGCUGGUCAUAUUCGAGGCGCGGCCUGACGCGCUGCCACAGAUUGCCUCCCUGGCGCUCAGGUCCGGAAACGGCCUGCUGCUCAAGGGAGGCAAGGAGGCGACCCACUCCAAUGCCGCCCUGCACAAGGUGAUUGUGGACGCCAUAGGGCCCUCCCUGGGCCCCGAUCUGAUCGCGCUGGUGACGAGCCGGGAGGAGAUCGAGAGCCUGCUGGCGCUGGAUGACGUGGUGGACCUGGUCAUCCCGCGCGGCUCCAACGCGCUGGUAUCCCACAUCAAGCGCAACACGCGCAUUCCCGUACUGGGUCACGCUGACGGCAUCUGCCACGUGUAUGUGGACGAGGAGGCUGACCUGGACACGGCCCUGCGCAUCCUGCUGGACGCCAAGACCGACUACCCGGCUGCCUGCAAUGCGGUGGAGAAGGUGCUUGUGCACAGGAGCUGGGCGGACAAGGGGGGGCUGCAGACCAUUACAGAGGCUCUUCAGAAGGCCGGUGUCAAGGUGCACGUCGGUGAUCUAAAGAGCUCGCUACCAGAUCUACCCGCGGCGCCCGCGGCCCGGCACGAGUACAGCGCCUUGGCCGUGACCUUGGAGGUGGUGGACAGCAUGGAGGCUGCCAUCGACCACAUACACAAGUACGGCAGUGCGCACACGGAUUGCAUCGUGACCAAGAACGGCGAGCGAGCGGAGGCUUUCCUGCGCGGUGUGGACAGCGCGUGCGUCUUCCACAAUGCCUCGACUCGCUUUGCGGACGGCUUCCGCUUCGGACUGGGAGCCGAGGUCGGGAUCAGCACCAGCCGCAUCCACGCGCGCGGACCGGUGGGGGUGGAGGGUCUCCUCACCACCAAGUGGGUGCUGCGGGGUGGCGGUCACAUCGUGGCCAAGGACACCGGAGUGAAGUUCACACACAGGCCGCUGAGCUCAGACGACAGCGCGCGGGGGGAGGCGGAGCCGCAGCAAGGCGGCAGGCGGCGCCAAGAUGGCGGAGGCCGCUGUGCAGUGAUGUAA
This is a messenger RNA of Volvox carteri f. nagariensis, 1014 nucleotides long. RefSeq lists its product as uncharacterized. Lineage: Eukaryota; Viridiplantae; Chlorophyta; Chlorophyceae; Chlamydomonadales; Volvocaceae. The transcript is spliced from 8 exons. The annotation marks the transcript as partial. The record is from RefSeq and is a predicted model, not a curated record. Gene Ontology annotation, molecular function: glutamate-5-semialdehyde dehydrogenase (NADP+) activity.